UCUCUCUCGCUCGCUCGUAGAGGUCGAAGCCUUGCGGUCGACCGAUACCGACCAGGAUCUCGCCGUCGGGGAGCUGCUCGAUCGGCGGGCGGCUCGUGGCCGCGACCGGGUUUCCCGUCGCGGCGUGGUGGAGUGGGCGUUCGUAUUGAUCUUUCGUCGGUCGAGAAGUCGGGUUUGGAUUCCACCGGGGCAGCGGCGUCGGCCGCCGGUGGAGCCGCCGGCGGAUGGCGUUGUUCAGGAGGCUCUUCUACCGUAAGCCGCCGGAUCGGCUGCUGGAAAUUUCGGAACGAGUCUAUGUGUUCGACUGCUGCUUCUCAGCAGAAACUCUUGGGGAAAAUGAUUACAAGGACUACAUGGAUGGCAUAGUCACCCAACUGCAUGAUUAUUUCCCAGAUGCCUCCUUCAUGGUAUUUAAUUUCAAAGAAGGAGAUAAAAGGAGCCAAAUCUCAGACAUUUUGACCGAGUCUGAUAUGACGGUCAUGGACUAUCCCUUACAGUAUGAAGGGUGUCCUUUGCUUCCAUUGGAGAUGAUCCACCACUUUUUGAAGUCUAGUGUGAGCUGGCUGUCAAUGGAAGGGCAACAUAAUGUGUUGCUGAUGCACUGUGAGAGAGGAUGUUGGCCUGUACUUGCCUUCAUGCUUGCUGGUUUACUCCUUUACAGAAAACAGUAUACUGGUGAGCAAAAGACUCUUGAAAUGGUGAAUAAACAAGCCCCUAAAGAGCUACACCAUCUUUUGUCUCCUUUGAACCCACAACCUUCGCACCUGAGAUAUCUUCAGUACAUAUCAAGACGGGGAAAUGCACCAGAAUGGCCUCCAAAGGAUAUAUCCUUCACAUUGGAAUGCUUGAUUCUUAGGAUCGUACCUAAUUUUGAUGGGGAAGGAGGUUGCAGGCCAAUGGUUCGCAUUUAUGGUCAAGACCCAUUGGCUCCCAAUAGUAGGAGUUCAAAGAUUCUUUUCUCAACAUCUAAGACAAAGAAGCAUAUUCGGCACUACAAACAGGCAGAGGCUACACCAGUAAAGUUAAAAACUCGAUGUCGUGUUCAAGGAGAUGUAGUUGUUGAAUGCAUCCAUGUGGAUAAAGAUCUGGAACAUGAGGAGAUAAUGUUCAGGAUUAUGUUCAAUACAGCCUUUGUCCACUCUAGCAUUCUGAUGCUGUCUCGUGAGGAGAUCGAUGUUGUAUGGAAUGCCAAGGACCAGUUUUCGAGGGAUUUCAAAGCUGAUGUAAUAUUUUCGGACUUCGAUUCUUUUGAAUCUGACUCAAGCACAGAUACAUUGGUUGAAGAUGGCGAUGAAACAGAAGGUGCUUUUACAGAGGCAGAAGAUUUUUUUGAGGCUGAAGAGAUAUUUACCAACUCCUACUCGCAUAAUGCAAAUCGAGAUCCUAAAGGUACUACAUUUCGAAAUGGAACUUCUGUUGAUGGUGGGAAUCCCAAUUCAGAAAUCUACAGUUCGACUAAUGAAGCAAGGAGUAGUUUUGAGACAAGCAAAGCUGAAGAGGAUUCAGAGACAAGGGCUUCCCAACUGUUAACAGAUACGGUUAGCAAAUGUAUCAUGGUAGAAACCCGUAGUAUACCUGGUCCAGCUGAGACUAGUUCUGGCUUUGGCAAAUGUAAGCAUGACGGUGAACUUGUAACAGAGAAAUCAGUGACUUCAGAAUCUAUGGUUCAGAUUGAAGAGAAGAGUAUGAUAGAAAGCAGCACAUUGCGACAGAACACUGUUACUUCAAUGGAUGAAAAACAAAAAUUAAUAAAGAUUAACAAUGUUAAGCAGGAGACUGACAAUGGAAUGGGUUUGGUGAUUAUGACAGAGAAUUUAAUUGAUUUAGAAACUGCAGAGACAAUUGAAAGCAUAUGGGAAAACAAUGACUCUAAUAAUGGCUCAGAAAACAUUAUCGGGAGGAGACCCAAUGCUGUUGAUGAAAUUCCUAGUCCGGAGAAACAUAAUCUUGAAAAAGAGAUUGAUUCUAGCACCGAUCAAGAUAAAGUUGAACAUCAUAGUGAAAGUAUGUUGAGUUCUCCAACUGUGGCAGAAGACAGAAUGACUAAAUUUUCAACUAUUGCUGUCAGUAGUGAUGAUAAGAUUAUUAGUGAAAAUUCGAUAUUUUUGGAUUGCACAGUUACUUGUGAGGGGAAGAAUAUAGUAGAACUCAGCAACUUUAAACAUGAGGUCAAGGAUAUCAUUACACUUGAUGUUGAAGGGAAGAAUAUAGUUGAACCCUGCAACAUUGAGAAAGAUUCAUGCGACCUGGUUUCUGAAAAGACAAUGACCUCAUGCAACAUGAGUUGCAAAGCAGAAAUCUUGAUUCCGACAAAAGAAGCCAAUAACAGAUUAGGAAAAAUUGAGUCAAAAGUCAAUCCAGAGAAUAUUAAUUCCAGGACAACUCAGCUUGAGAAUGAUCACAAUCAAGAAAACCAGCAUACAUUAAGAGAAAUUAAAUUCAAGUACAAAAGAGAGCCAGACGAAGGUGUUGCUCGAAAUAAGACAGAUACCAAGAAUUUUAAUCAGAAGUUAGGAAAUGGUGAGUAUAAGCAGGCUCUAGAAAUGUCUUUGCAUACCACCUCAGAGAAACCUGCCCCACCACCACCACCUCCUGGAGCACGUGCACCUCCUCCAGCCCCACCUAGGGCACCAGGAGCUCCGCCGCCUCCUCCAUCUAGUUCUCUAUCUGAUGCUAGAGGGUUAUUGCCAAAUGGGGGAAGAGGCCGUGGACUCUCACGUUCUAUGGGUGUAAAUUCAGCAAAUUUGACAUCCCGUAGGUUAUCAUUGAAGCCGCUGCACUGGGUGAAAGUAACAUUAGCUGUUGAAGGAAGCUUAUGGGAUGAAUUACAAAGAUCUGGUGAUGCUUUGAGUGCUUCUGAUUUUGAUGUGUCAGAACUUGAGAGCCUCUUCGCUGCUAUGGUUCCUAAAACAGGUGAUAGCUCUAAAGAGGCACGUCGUAAAUCUCUUGGAUCACAAUCAGAUAAAGUUCAUCUAAUUGCAUUAAGACGUUCCAAUAACACUGAAAUCAUGCUGACGAAGAUCAAGAUGCCACUUCCUGACUUGAUGAGUGCUGCUUUAGCAUUGGAUGACUCUAUUUUGGAUGUUGACCAAGUGGAAAAUCUCAUUAAGUUUUGUCCAACCAAAGAGGAAAUGGAUCUUCUCAAGGGAUAUACCGGUGACAAGGAAAAACUCGGGAAGUGUGAGCAGUUUUUCUUGGAGCUGAUGAAAGUUCCACGGGUGGAAUCUAAAUUAAGGGUUUUUUCUUUCAAGAUUCAGUUUGGCUCUCAGGUUUCUGAUCUUAAAAAGAGUUUGAGCAGUAUAGACUCUGCUUGUGAACAGAUUCGCAAUUCUAUCAAACUGAAGGAAAUCAUGAAGAAAAUUCUUUUCCUUGGCAAUACCAUAAAUCAAGGAACUGCAAGAGGCUCAGCUAUUGGUUUCCAUUUGGACAGUCUUCUUAAACUUUCUGAUACUCGUGCUACUAAUAACAAGAUGACUCUUAUGCACUAUUUGUGCAAGUCGCUUGCUUCGAGAUCUCCACAUCUUCUGGAUUUUCAUGAGGAUCUUAUUAGCUUGGAAGCUACAUCAAAGAUACAAUUAAAAUCCUUGGCUGAAGAAAUGCAAGCCAUUGUCAAGGGUUUAAGGAAGGUUGAAGUGGAGCUGAAAGCAUCUGAAAAUGAUGGCCCCGCCUCAGAAAUUUUCUGCAAAACCUUGAAGGAGUUUGUUGUUGUUGCUGAAGCUGAAGUGCGGUCACUAACAACAUUAUAUACAUCAGUGGGUAGAAAUGCAGAUGCUCUUGUACUAUAUUUUGGUGAAAAUCCUGCAAAAUGUCCACUUGAACAAGUUCUCUCUACACUUUUGAACUUCAUUUUGAUGUUCAAGCGAGCACAUCAGGAGAAUUGCCAGCAAGCUGAACUUGAGAAGAAGAAAGCCCAAAAGGCGAGAGAGAUGGAGAAGCCGAAAUCAUCAUUGUCAAACAGUAAAAAUGAUUUGAAGGAAAGAAGCUUGAGCCAGCAGUUGCAGGAAACAAAGCAGAAGACUAAGUCUACAUACAGACGUGAAAAAGACAUUAGAUGACCUGUACUUGCCUAACGCUGGCUUACAUAUUAUCUACUGCCUGCCUGGGGGAUCUGUGUGCCAUUACAUCAUGCAAGGUCCCCGGCCAACUGGGGAGACAGACAGCGCUGAAUCUAGGCACUGGUUCAAGCACGAUAGGCCCCAGUUCAAGCAUAAUACUGGAGUCAUGGUACAGGGACACUCUCAAUAGUGACCACCUCCAUGACAUGCGCGAGCUGCUCAGCUUCUUUGUGAUCUAAUUCUUGUACAGAGUUAUAGUCUCCAACAGGUGAACUUGGAUACUAGAGGUCAGAUUGAUCAAUAUGCUGCGGCCAGUCAAGCAUGACCAAAUUAUGUGAUCUAAUUCUUGUAAAGAACUAACCCCUCUGUCCAUUUGAUCUCUUUUUUCGUUUCUUAUUCUUGCCAUUUAUUUUAUUUGCAGCGGCUUGGUACGGCUAGAUUUCAGAAAUUGUAAAUUAGGUGUGAGAAGUAAUCUGUAGGUUAAGAUUUGUAUCGAGCCUAAUUCUAAUCCCAUCGGUCCUAAUGGAGCCCAAUUUUCCCGAUUAUGAUGUCUGUGAAUCUGAAUGUUGUAUCUAUCUUCUCUUUGUAAACCUUAAUGAUGAGGAUUGAUACAUAUUUCUGA
This is a messenger RNA of Musa acuminata subsp. malaccensis (wild Malaysian banana), 4677 nucleotides long. Its product is annotated as formin-like protein 5. Lineage: Eukaryota; Viridiplantae; Streptophyta; Magnoliopsida; Zingiberales; Musaceae. The record is from RefSeq and is a predicted model, not a curated record.